This is a messenger RNA of Pecten maximus, 777 nucleotides long. RefSeq names its product NADH dehydrogenase [ubiquinone] 1 alpha subcomplex subunit 12-like. Gene Ontology annotation, biological process: mitochondrial respiratory chain complex I assembly; response to oxidative stress. The transcript has 5 exons. Bases 291 to 704 code for a protein of 137 amino acids. The record is from RefSeq and is a predicted model, not a curated record. Gene Ontology annotation, cellular component: membrane. Lineage: Eukaryota; Metazoa; Mollusca; Bivalvia; Pectinida; Pectinidae.
UCUGGCCCAGGAUUAAUCACUGCCCUUACAAUCAGGAAAAUCUUUCACUUAUUGGUCAUAGGAAAUUAUUGAAUUAAAAGGAUAACUUUCUUUAUCCGUAUGGAAAAUAAGUAAAGGACUAUUGAUGAAACUUUUGUCUGGUCUCUAGUUUUCAGAUAGUCCGACAGUUGCUGAUAGUUGCUCACAGGUUUGACAACCACAAUACCAGGUUUGGAUGGUAGCGGACAUAUUUCCCUCGUCCGUAGGUGAUACACAAACUCUCCACUCUCCGAAUCCCAUCUUUGGGUAAGAUGUCUUUGGUCACCAAGGUCGGGAACUUAAUGCGAAUCGUUAAGAGCAAUGGAGGAAUUAUUGGAACCAUAACGAACUCAUUCUGGACUGAUGACUUCAAAGAAAUACAUUUCGUUGGAGAAGACAAACAUGGAAACAAAUAUUAUGAAAAUGAUAUGUACUUUUUAGGAAGAAACCGUGUUGUCCACUACAAUGUACAAGCUGUAGGUUGGGAUAAAGAUGCAAGUCAAAUACCAGCAGAUUGGCACAGAUGGCUACACUAUACAACAGAUAACCCGCCCUCCAAGGUGCCCCCUAAAGAAAGGAUGUGGUUCGUCGAACACACAGAAAACAUGACGGGUACCAGUGGAGAGUAUGUACCAUACAGCACGGCCAGGCCGAAGAUUGAGAGCUGGGUACCACCAAAAGCAUAGUAGCUGGAAUGUGUGAAUGGACAAGUGUGUGUUAUACUGUGUACUUUGUAUAAAUACAAAUGUUAUAAAUUGU